AUUCUUCUGCAAUACAAUCGAAAUUUUCCCAUUCGUGAUGUCUCGUGAAAUUAAGUAUGAACACGAAAGAGAUAGGCAAACAUCGGAGAAUUUAGAAGAUUUUCUAUCAAAUAAAGAAUGUUAUCAAUCGAUAGACGAAAGUAGAUUGAUAAGAUCUACCAUAAUUGAUGAAAUUAAAUGUUUAGCUAAGGAAUGGAUAAUGGAAAUGGUGGAAGAUAAUGAGGAAAGAAAAAGUAAAAUUAAUGGUAUAACGCAAUAUAUCUAUCCAUUAGGAUCCUAUGUUUUGGAAGUAAUGGAAAAAGACUCAAAUUUAGACCUAGUCUUCAUAGCUCCAAGUUUCAUAAGCAUAGAUGAUUUUCUGAACAGUUUUGCAAAAAAACUUGAACAAUGUCCAAACGUAAAAGAAAUACAUCCAAUAGAAAUAGCUCGAAAUAUAACUAUCAAAGCUCUAUACAUUGAUGUUGAAGUCGGUUUAACUUUUACUAAUCCGGACGUUUCUUAUUUAAACGGUGAAAACGAUAUUUAUCAACCAAAUAUUUAUGGGAAUAUGGAUUCACGUACUGCUUUUAGUUUGAAUGGUUAUCAUACUAUUCAAGAUAUCUUAAAGAUUAUUCCGAAUAGACAAACUUUCCAGAUAGCUCUAAGGGCUAUUAAAUUAUGGGCAAAGCAGAAAGGCUUUUAUAGCAGAAGACUUGGAAUUAUGGGUGGAACUUCUUGGACAAUUCUAGUUGUUUACAUUUGUCAAAGGUUUCCUAGAGCUUCACCUUCUCAAUUGAUUUAUCAAUUUUUCAACAUUUACCGUGAAUGGAGUUGGCCUAAACCAGUUGAAAUCAAACAGUUUAUCGGCAAAAACGUCUAUGUGAAGAAUUUAAAAAUUUUCGACUUUGGAGUAUCAAGAUUGGUGAGAGAUAAAAAUGCCUUAAUGCCAAUUCUGACUCCAUCUUUUCCUCGAAACAACUCGGCAUUUCGUAUAACUAGAUCUACGAAAUCUCUAAUUGUCGAAGAAUUUCAGAAAGGAUUCACUAUUUGCAAAGAGAUUGUAGAUAGGAAUGGGGAUUGGACAGCUCUCUUUGAACCGUAUCGUUUCUUUGAUAAAUAUGAGCAAUUUAUCGUAAUAACUGGUAACACCAUCGAAAACUACAGAAGCAAAACUUACUCUGUAAUAGAAUCCAAAAUUAGAGUAUUAACAAGAGAUUUGGAAAAAGAGGAUUUCCUUAAGACUCUUCAAGUCUUACCAAAUCCGUUUGAUUCGACUAUCGACGAUGAAUGUAGAAUAUGGUUUAUUGGUAUAAAAAUGGAAGAACUAGAGGACAAUUUCCCUACUGACUUACUACCACACGUUGAUAUGUUUGAAAAUACUACGUUGGCUAAACUAGAUGAAGUGGGCGUAGAGAGGGCCGAUGUUGAUCUGAAAGUUUCCUGUUCGGAGCGUAAAGAAUUAAGAUCUUUACCUAAAGAUGUUUAUGAUAAAAUCAUUGCAGUAGAGUGA
Molecule: messenger RNA, 1489 nt
Organism: Dimorphilus gyrociliatus
Lineage: Eukaryota; Metazoa; Annelida; Polychaeta; Dinophilidae
Source: the annotation of a GenBank genome assembly